This is a messenger RNA of Knipowitschia caucasica, 381 nucleotides long. NCBI's taxonomy places the organism in Eukaryota, Metazoa, Chordata, Actinopteri, Gobiiformes, Gobiidae. The record is from the annotation of a GenBank genome assembly.
AUGGAUUUGGAGCCUGGAAACUACGAGCCGGGCUUUGUCGGAAUACGCUUUUGUCAAGAAUGUAACAACAUGUUGUAUCCCAAAGAAGACAAAGAAAACCGUAUCCUACUUUAUGCAUGUAGAAACUGUGACUACCAGCAAGAGGCAGACAACAGCUGCAUAUAUGUCAACAAGAUCACACAUGAAGUCGAUGAGUUGACUCAAAUUAUUGCUGAUGUGUCUCAAGACCCCACAUUACCAAGGACAGAAGAUCACCCCUGUCCAAAGUGUGGUCACAAGGAGGCAGUUUUCUUCCAGUCUCACAGUAUGAAGGCUGAGGAUGCCAUGCGUCUCUACUACGUUUGCACCGCACCACACUGUGGACACAGAUGGACGGAGUGA